UCAUCUACCCAUCCAUCAAUACUCCCCCAAUGGCCAAACCAAGCACCCAAAUCCACCGCGCAUGGUGGAAAGAAAGCUCCGUCUACCAGAUCUGGCCCGCCUCCUUCAAAGACUCCAACGAUGACGGCAUCGGCGACAUCCCGGGCAUCAUCUCCAAGCUGGACUACAUCAAGGACAUCGGCGUGGACAUUGUCUGGCUCUGUCCGUCGUACAAGUCGCCCCAGGUGGACAUGGGGUAUGACAUUGCCGAUUACUACAGCAUUGCGGAUGAAUACGGCACGGUCGCGGAUGUGGAGCGGCUGAUUAAGGGAUGUCAUGAUCGCGGCAUGAAGCUGCUGAUGGAUCUCGUUGUUAACCAUACUAGUGACCAGCAUGAGUGGUUUAAGAAGUCGCGUAGCUCGAAGGAUAGUGAGUAUCGGAAUUGGUAUGUGUGGAAGCCGGCGCGGUAUGAUGAGCAGGGGAACCGGCAGCCACCGAAUAAUUGGGUCUCGCAUUUCCAAGGCAGCGCAUGGGAAUGGGACGAGCACACCCAAGAAUACUACCUCCACCUCUACGCCGUCGAACAGCCCGACCUCAACUGGGAGCACCCACCCGUGCGCGAAGCCGUCUUCGACAUCAUGCGUUUCUGGCUCAACAAAGGCGCCAACGGCUUCCGCAUGGACGUCAUCAACUUCAUCAGCAAAGACCAGCGGUUUCCCGACGCGCCGAUCAAAGACCCCCGCACACCCUGGCAAUGGGGCGACAAGUACUACGCGAACGGGCCCCGCCUCCACGAGUACCUCCAAGCCGUGGGCAAGAUCCUGAAGGAAUACGACACGUUCAGCGUCGGCGAGAUGCCGUUCGUGACGGACACGAACGAGGUGUUGCAGGCUGUGCGCUACGACCGCAACGAGAUCAACAUGAUUUUCAACUUCGAGCACGUGGACAUCGACCACGGCCGCUAUGACAAGUUCGAGCCCGGGAGCUGGAAACUCACUGAUUUGAAGGCGUUCUUUGAGCGCUGGCAGACGUUUAUGUAUGAGAAUGAUGGCUGGAAUGCCCUGUACUGGGAGAAUCAUGAUCAGCCGCGCUGUGUGGACCGGUACGUCAAUGCUAGUGAGGAGAACCGCGUGCAGGCGGCGAAGAUGUUGGCUACUGUGUUGGCUUUGAUGUCCGGCUCGCCGUUUGUGUAUCAGGGUCAGGAGAUUGGCAUGUCGAACGUUCCGAAGGAGUGGGGGAUGGAGGAGUAUAAGGAUAUUGACUGUUUGAAUCAUUGGCAUCGCCUCCUCAAAUCCCACCCCACCGACACGGCCACCCAAGAAUCCGCCCGACGAGAAUAUCAAAAGAAAUCGCGCGACAACGGCCGCACGCCCGUUCAAUGGAGCUCCGCUCCCAACGGCGGCUUUACAUCCCCCACUGUCAAGCCCUGGAUGUCCGUGAACCCAAACUACACCCGCAUCAACGCCGAAGCAGCCGUUAAGGAUCCUGCCUCAAUCUACCACUUCUGGGGCGCGGUGCUCGGCCUGCGGAAGAAGUAUCUGGAUGUGUUUGUUUACGGAAACUAUGAGCUUGUGGAUGCUAAGAGCGAGGAGGUCUUUGCUUAUAGUCGGCUGUAUGAGGGGUUGAAGGCUGUUGUUGUGGCGAAUUGGACGGAGGGGACGGUGCGGUGGGAUGCUGCCGCUAAGGGGGUGGCGUCGAAGACUGUGCUGCUGGAUACGUAUGAGGGUGUGGAGAAGGUGGGAGGUAGAUUCUCUGGGGAAACCUGGGAGUUGAGGCCGUUUGAAGCGGUGGUUGUGCUGGUGGAGUAGGGCGGUGGUCU
Aspergillus candidus is the source of this 1798-nucleotide messenger RNA. RefSeq names its product alpha-glucosidase. Gene Ontology annotation, biological process: oligosaccharide catabolic process. The record is from RefSeq and is a predicted model, not a curated record. The transcript has 3 exons. Gene Ontology annotation, molecular function: alpha-amylase activity. NCBI's taxonomy places the organism in Eukaryota, Fungi, Ascomycota, Eurotiomycetes, Eurotiales, Aspergillaceae. Bases 30 to 1787 code for a protein of 585 amino acids.